This is a messenger RNA of Drosophila sechellia, 1870 nucleotides long. RefSeq lists its product as uncharacterized. The record is from RefSeq and is a predicted model, not a curated record. Lineage: Eukaryota; Metazoa; Arthropoda; Insecta; Diptera; Drosophilidae. The transcript has 4 exons. Bases 429 to 1397 code for a protein of 322 amino acids.
AAUAGCUCGGAUUGGCUACCAUCUAAUAUGGGAUUAAACUCACAGUGGCUGCAAUGCAAAUGACCAGGACACCCAGUCGCACCGAAGCACAAAAGAAGUAGCUCUCCAUGAGCACCAUAUUGUUGUCCCAGGACCAACUGAGCCAUCUGUGCUCCAAUUUGGGGUCGACAUUCUGUGGCUUUCCAUUUGAGUUCUGGCCAACGAAUGAUAUAUGCUGGCCAUUUGAAUCGAAAUUUGACGCUUUCAAUAUGAACUCGCAUUACCGCAAGUAUUCAGAUUGGCAUCUUGUACAUGGUUUUGUCAUUUGCUGGGCGGCAAUUAGUGCGCAUUUGUGUUUCUUAUGUGGCCGACUAACCGAAUUCCCUGUGGCACGGAGUACUCAGUUGUGAUUUACUGACCGCCAUUACCGGUAAUAUACCACAUUCAAUAUGUUAUUAAUGGAAUCCUAUAUGUGCUAUUGCUCGGUGCGUCUGGGCGUCAUAAUCGUUUCUGUUCUGGCUAUCAUCCGUGAAUUGGCUCAUAGCAUUACGCUUUUCGCGUUGGGCAUCAAAGUUUUCGAGCCUUUAAACGAUUUGUUCGAGCACGACGCGGAGUUUAAGAACAGAAAGUGGGUUCGAAAGUUCAUCAGUUGGAGUGAAGGCGAUCCCGAGGUCUUAAGCGCAGUUGUUCACAUAAUAUCCUUUAUGCAUUCGGCUGCAGCCUGCUUAAGUAUUUAUGGUGCUAUCAAGUUACGGAAAUGGUUUCUACUGCCCUUGGCAUUCUUCGAGUUUGUCUACUUUAUACACAUUACGUUCCUUCAUAUUGUUCUGAUGAUCAUGCUAAAGAAGCAGAUUAACUUGGGCUUUCUCAUCAUUCUCACACUUUUGGGCUGUUUCUAUAUAUGCAAGUAUUCAGUCUUAGUUGCUAUAGUCACUCACCCCCGACUUCUCUCAGUGUUUGUGGGCUACAAUGCCUGCACCUGCGUGGCCAUGUUCCAGAUCAUCGGACUGGUGAAGAGUGCCCGCUACUGCGAGCUCUACGGAGACGAUCCCUUCCAUCCGCUGGCCAUGAGGAGCAAUCGAUCGAAGGAUUCCGAGAAGCCGCUCCACGUGCUGCGAAUGCACGAGAUGCACGACACAAACAUCGACGAGGAGAAACGGCUGAGCAAGCUGGGCCUGUGGCCACGUCGUCAGCCGCCGGUGGUGUCCGUCCUGCCCGUGCAGGCAGCUUAUCCGCACCCACCGCUGAAGUGGUGGCAGCAGCAGGCCCUGAGCACCGGAGAUGACCACCAGCCGGAUCCGUCUGUCUAUCGCAACUGGCACACCAACGAGCUACUCAACGGAGUGGGCGGCAAUUUCCAGCGCAAGAGUGAGCUGAAUCGACGCUACGCGGAGAAUCAGUUGCAUCGAUGGUACUAAUGGUGUGAUCACUGGUCACAGGAUAACAGUUUGACUGUUGUUAAUCUAUGAAAAUUCACGAAUUAUACACAAACAUCAAAAACAGUUUCAUACCAUACCUAAGCAACUCUUUUUAGCUGUCUUAUCAAACUUUGAAGCUUUCAACUUUAUUAAGUAAAAAAUAAAUACAGAUUGUGAAGGUAACUUAGUAAGACAUAAGAUCAUAUCACAAACGUUAAACAAUUUUGUAACUUCUAUGAACAUUUUUGUUACCACAAUUUUGAAACUUUUAUUCCCAAAGCAAACAGCGUGAAUAUAACAAGCCCUAUCUGCUUAUUCGAUAAGUCUUCGAUUCUUGUGCUCAGCACUUUACCGAGCUAUGCAAUUCAGCAAACCCCGUCCCAACAAUAUCCUUGACUCCCCAGCAGGACGAAAGUUUUCAUCUCCCUGGAUUUUGUUGCCUGGGCUUUUGGCGGGCACUUUGCAUAAACGGC